Capsaspora owczarzaki ATCC 30864 is the source of this 3642-nucleotide messenger RNA. Its product is annotated as retinal degeneration B-PD. The transcript is spliced from 3 exons. Lineage: Eukaryota; Filasterea; Ministeriida; Capsasporidae. The record is from RefSeq and is a predicted model, not a curated record. Gene Ontology annotation, biological process: phospholipid transport. The coding region runs from base 1 to 3642 and encodes 1213 amino acids. Gene Ontology annotation, molecular function: phosphatidylinositol transfer activity; phosphatidylinositol binding; phosphatidylcholine intramembrane carrier activity. Gene Ontology annotation, cellular component: cytoplasm.
AUGCUCAUCAAGGAAUACCGAAUCCCGCUGCCGCUCACGGUGGAGCAGUACCGCAUUGGCCAGCUGUACAUGAUUGCGAAAAAGUCGCGUGAAGAGUCCGAGGGUGAGGGCUCUGGCAUUGAAAUUCUCGUCAACGAGCCGUACGAGAACGGACCUGGCGGCAAGGGCCAGUUUACCCGCAAAAUCUACCACGUCGGGCGCCAUUUGCCCAGCUGGAUUAAGGCCGUGCUGCCGAAAUCCGCCUUCAUUCUGUACGAAGAAGCGUGGAACGCCUACCCGUACACGCGCACCAAGUACCAGUGCCCGUUGGUCGACAAGUUUGUCCUGGACAUUGAGACGCGCUUUUACAACGACGACGGCAGCCAGGACAACGUGUUUGGGCUGUCCAACUCUGAGCUCAAGGAGCGCACGGUCGACUUUAUCGACAUUGUCAAUGACAAGGUCGAAAAGGACUACAAGCCAGAGGAGGACCCGGGCUUGUACGUGUCCAAAGUCACCCAACGUGGCCCGCUAAAGUCAGACUGGGUCAAGACGGCAACGCCACUCAUGUGCGCCUACAAGGUCUGCCGCGUCGAAUUCCGGUACUGGGGCCUGCAGUCCAAGAUUGAGCGCUUUGUGCACCAAGCAGCCAUCCGCAACGUGCUCUUGCGUGCGCAUCGACAAGUCUGGUGCUGGCAGGACGAGUGGUGGACCAUGUCCAUGGAGGACAUUCGCGCCAUGGAGCGAGAAACACAGGCAGCCCUCGCACAGGUCAUGACCAAGCGAUUGGAGGAUGGCGCAGAAGCGGGCGAGUCAGAAGAAGCCGGAGAGGCUGGAGCACAUCCCGCCAGUGCCGCUUCUGCCGCAAAUCAGCAGGCUCAACUUGCUCUUCCGGCGGCGUCCUCGUCGUCGGCAACGAGCGCAACAGCCACGCUGACUCCGGCCUCGCCUGCUGGUGCCCUUCCCGUCUCCGCCUUGGACGUCGAAUCGUCCCAAUUGUCCAUGCUGCACCGCGUUUCAGUUUCGACCGCUGGCUCCUACGCGAGCCUGAGCCAAGGCAGCGAUUCGAAUGAUGAAGAUGAGUUCUUUGACGCUGCAGACUCUUUUGAAACACUUCAAGUUGAAAAUGCAGUGCACGCACACAUGCAAGCCAUGCCCCGCUCUGCCGCGACGUCCUCUGCCGGCUCCCACGCGGCUGCAACUCCACAGCACUUGGUCCUCGUUGUGGCACCCCACAUGCUCAUUGAAGAAUCCAAUGAGCUCGACGACGUUCACAACGAGUUUGACACGUUCGUCCACACGCUGCACGCCGUCGUGCAUACACACUACAAGGAUGACCAGGGCGCGAUUGCCCUGAGGAAGAUCCGGUGCCAACCUGUCGGUUCGGAGGCCCAGAGUCUGCUCGAGUCGAUCGACCCCAGCUCGGACGGCUCAGAGUACGCCCGCGCGGCUGUGCUGGCGCUGUUUACAGUCAGCUCGGCGCAGUUUGUCCAGCGCGUGUCCGACCUUGGGCGCGAGGCAGCUCGCGUGUACAAAGAGUUCAAGGCCAGCCAUCCUUCGUUCAACGGCACUGUUUCCAUGGUGGGCGACUCUGUUGGUGGCCUGCUCGCGCUCGAACUGCUGUCCCAACGCAUCAUCCCGGAGCAGCAGGCGCCCGUCACCGUCGAAUCGUCUCGCCCAAGCACCAGCAAUGCAAGCAGCGCACCUUCAAGCAUGAACUACAUUUCGGCGUUUGUCGAGCCUGCCAUCAUGCUUCCGUUCCAAGUCACCAAUCUCUUCACGUUUAGCUCUCCCAUCAGUCUUGUUCUAGCCUUCCGAAACCAAGCCAAGGGUGAGCGCUCAAUGCCGCGGCCAGCAUGCCAGCAGUUGUACAACCUCUACCAGAGCGUGGAUCCCACAGCCUUCCGUAUCGAGCCCUUGUUGGACGCGCGCUUCAAGAGUGUGCCGCACAUGACGGUGCCUCGUUUCCAUGCCUAUCCCUGCGGAACUGGCGCGCCACCUUCCCUGUCGAACAGCGUGCGCGAGCACAAGGAGCUUUUUGGCUCGAGCAAGGCAGCGGCAACUUCGGCCGGUUUGGCCACCCACUUGUUGGCCAGUCACUCGAGCGGGCACUUGAAUUCCGCCGUGUUGGAUGCGCUUGCGCAACAGUGGUGGGGCGAGCGGCGCGUUGACUACGAAGUGUACUUUCCCAAGGGCAUCGAGUCCUUCCCCCGUAGCGCGCUCAUGCACAUUCUCCACUCGAGCUACUGGGAAUCCAAGGACGUGGCGGCGUUCAUUGUUCGCGAGGUGCUUGGGCGCGCCUCGUAUCUGCCUCCGGCAGUCAACCAGCCAGUGACGCGCCUCUCGAUGCGCCAGAGCUCGCAGGGGAGCCAACGCAAGGGCCUUGUGCUUGACUCACCCGGCCCGCAUUCUCCGGGCUCAGUCUCGUCGACUGUUCCUUCUGUGGAGGACGACGACGAUUCCGACGACGGUGGCUCGCAACCGGGCUCGGCACGCGGUAGUGAUGCCAGCCUCGGCGACCGGCCAAAGUGGCGCCGCAAGCGAACGUGGUUUAAAGUCAAGGGGCGUGUCCCCAACCAUCGCGCGCCGGAUGUCGUGGCGCUCGAUGCACACGACGUGCAUCAGACACUGUCGGCAAAGUUCAUGUACGGCUCGUUCGAUCUGAAUGCGCUCACCGGCGAGGAUGUGGACGUUUUCAUCAUGAGCGACCCGCUGAACAACGAGUGGUGCUACCUCGACACGGUGCGCACCUCUAAAACGGGUACCAUCACGUACGUCCUUCCUGAAGAGCGCAAAAUGGGCGUCGGCGUCUACCCGGUGCGGAUGAUUGUGCGCGGCGAUGCGUCGCUGGCCGAGUGCAACCUGUUUAUUGUGCAAAAGCACACACGCGCCGUGGUGUGCUCCGUGGACGGCGCGUUUGCCGCAUCCACGACCAUUUCCGGGGCCGAUCCGCGCAUCCAGCCUGGCGCUACAGACGCCGUCCGCUUUUGGGCCGAUCGCGGCUUUUUGAUCAUGUACGUCUCGGCUCGUCCCGACAUACAGUUGCACGGCGUGGUCGCGUGGAUGGCACGCCACAACUUCCCGCUCGGUGUGAUUAGCCUGCGCGACUCCUUGUCCAAGGAUCCCGCCAAGCAGAAGAUCAAGUACCUCCGCGCGCUCAGGGACGCUACCGCGCUCGAGUAUUUUGCUUGCUACGGCUCGAGCAAGGAUGUUGCCGUGUAUGCCGCGCUGGAUAUUGAGCCGUCGCGCACGUUUGUCAUUGGCUCCAAGCAGCCGAAGGAAGGCUGCGUCGUCAUGAUGGACGGCUACUCGGACCACCUGACGAUGGUCAAAGAUCAGGCGUUGGCUGAUCUGGCCAUUCGUCCAGUGUCUCAAAUUGGCCAGCCUUCGGUCGUGACGCGCAAGCACAUCUUUUUGCACCAAAGCCCCAGCGAAGAAGAGGCAUCCACCCAACUUCUCACUGCCACCGGCUCUGGCACGUUUUCGGAUCCUGGUGGCAGCGGGAAUGUGUCUCCUGCUCCCACCGGCGACCCGAGCGAGCCUCGUCGCAAAUCCAUCAUCAUGCGGAAGAUGGGAACGUGGCGGAUUAGUCGUGCCGGCUCGUAUGACGGCAGCGAAGAAGAAUCUGGCAAUCAUCCAACCGCCACCAAGCUCUCGCAUUGA